This is a messenger RNA of Lycium barbarum (goji berry), 1707 nucleotides long. RefSeq lists its product as uncharacterized. The transcript is spliced from 5 exons. The record is from RefSeq and is a predicted model, not a curated record. The coding region runs from base 1 to 1707 and encodes 568 amino acids. Lineage: Eukaryota; Viridiplantae; Streptophyta; Magnoliopsida; Solanales; Solanaceae.
AUGGUUAAUAUGUCAGAGAAGAAUUGGAUUUUCUGGAUUAAUGAUUGGCAAGCUCAGGUUAUUAUGGAUUCAAUGCAGCAUGUGACUCUUAAAAUGAAUCAUGUCAACUUGCAGCAAGAAGCUUUUGUCACUAUUGUCUAUGCUAAAUGUAUUACUAUAGAAAGGUUGGAGUUGUGGGAUUCAAUUGCUCAAGUUACACUGAACAUUCAAGGUCCAUGGAUAGUAGGGGGAGACUUUUAUGUAAUUUUAAAAGCUGAUGAGAAACUAGGGGGUCUUCCUGUUCAUCUGUCUAAAACUAUUGACUUUGAUCACUUUGUUAAUAACUGUGGUCUGAUGGAAUUGAAAUCUGGUAGUAGAUAUACUUGGUGGAAUGGCAGAACUGAAGAGGAUUGCAUUUUCAAAAGACUUGAUAGAGUAUUUGGAAAUCAGGAGUUCAUAAAUCUUUCUCCAUCAUCUGAAGUCUCACAUCUUAUAAGACAUGGAUCAAAAUAUGCCCCUCUCCAUGUUAUGUGUGAUACACAAGAGGAGGUGGUUGUUAAGCCUUUUAAGUUCCUAAAUUUUUGGUCUCAACAUCCAAAAUUUUUGGAAUUGGUUCAAGAUAACUGGUGCUUGGAUUUUGCAGCAAAUCCUUUCUCUGAAUUUCAGGCUAAAAUGAAAAAGGUGAAACUGGCUUUGGCAAAGUGUAGUAAGGAUACAUAUGGCAAUAUUUUUCAGCAAAUCUCAACCAUAGAAGAUAUUAUCAAGGUGAAGGAACUGCAGUUUGAAUUAAAUCCUUCCAUGUUGAAUAGAACAGAUUUACAUAAAGCUCAGGCUGAGUUAAAUAACUACUUGCACCUUGAAGAAGAAUAUUGGAAGCAGAAGUCUGGUAUGAGGUGGUUCAAGGAUGGUGAUAGAAAUACGAAGGAGGAAGCAGUUACAUUUUAUCACGAUCAGUUUAGAGAGCAGGCUACAAGCACUGAUGAUGAGAUGUUGAAGAAGAUUUCUGCUCUAAUCUCUACAGAACAAAAUGAAUCAUUUAUUUCUCUCCCUAGUAAUGAAGAGCUCAAGCUAGAAGUCUAUGGUCUUAAUGGUGACAGUACAAGUGGUCCUGAUGGUUUUUCAGGCCAUUUUUUCCAGAGGAUUGUGACAGUACUGCCUGGUAUUAUUUCUAACACUCAAAAUGGUUUUGUAAAAGGUAGGAGCAUUGUGGAGAAUGUGUUGUUAGCACAAGAGAUUAUUAAAGACGUAAACAAAAGAAACAAUCUGCACAAUGUGGUGGUGAAGCUUGACAUGGCUAAGGCUUAUGAUAGGGUGUCAUGGAUCUUUCUAACAAAGGUUUUGAGGCAAUUUGGCUUCUCAGAGGUGAUUGUAGACAUGGUAUGGAGAUUGGUAUUAACAAUUGCUGAUUCUGUGACAUUGAAGAAGAGGAUAAAGAUUUUGAGGGACUAUGAGAUUACAUCUGGUCAGCUGGUGAACAAUGAUAAGAGCUCCUUCAAUGUGCAUGAGAAAGUACCAGCAGCUGUGGCUACUGCAUUUGGUCGAAGGUACAUAUUAAUUGCACAUGUUCUACAGAAAAUGCUAGUCUAUCUAUUAUCUGCAAUGAAUCCACUGAAAGGUGUUAUAAACCAAUUACAUAAGAUCUUUGCCAAGUUCUUUUGGAGUAAUACUGCAGGUGUUAAAGGCAAGCACUGGGUGGCUUGGGAUAAAAUAUGUUUUUCCAAAGUUUGA